Chinchilla lanigera (long-tailed chinchilla) is the source of this 6594-nucleotide messenger RNA. It is a transcript of the gene Klhl3, whose product is annotated as kelch-like family member 3. Gene Ontology annotation, cellular component: cytosol. Gene Ontology annotation, biological process: monoatomic ion homeostasis; protein K48-linked ubiquitination; renal sodium ion absorption. Bases 313 to 2076 code for a protein of 587 amino acids. NCBI's taxonomy places the organism in Eukaryota, Metazoa, Chordata, Mammalia, Rodentia, Chinchillidae. The record is from RefSeq and is a predicted model, not a curated record. The transcript is spliced from 15 exons. Gene Ontology annotation, molecular function: protein binding.
CUGUUCCUAGGAGACGAGGAGCAGGAGCCUGCGGGGGAGGGGGAGCAAGUGGAUUGCUGCUUUUAGCAGCUGAAAGGGCUGCAGGGAGCUCUGGGUAAGACAUUUUCUACUGCUGCUGCUUCUGCGGUAGAAGCUGCCGGGAGUAAGUCAGAGGAAGGAGGAUCCAGAGGGAGGCGGCUUCACUUGCAGCCAUGCUGAAUCACAGUUACUGAUCAGCUCUCCUGCUAGGCUGCUAGGAGAACCCAGAUAAGAGCUAGGAUUCCCGGGUGCAUACACAGCUCAGCGGCUAUCACCCCUACUGGGCCUCACACAAUGGAGGGUGAAAGCGUCAAGUCAAGCUCCCAGCCUCUGGUACAGGCUGGAGAUGAUGAGAAGAACCAGAGGACAAUCACCAUCAACCCUGCCCACAUGGGGAAGGCCUUCAAGGUCAUGAAUGAACUGCGGAGUAAGCAGCUGUUGUGUGACGUGAUGAUUGUGGCAGAAGAUGUGGAGAUAGAAGCCCACCGUGUGGUCCUGGCAGCCUGCAGCCCUUACUUCUGUGCGAUGUUCACAGGUGACAUGUCUGAGAGUAAAGCCAAGAAGAUUGAAAUCAAAGAUGUGGAUGGACAGACACUCAGUAAGCUGAUCGACUACAUCUACACUGCUGAAAUUGAGGUGACUGAAGAGAAUGUGCAGGUGCUGCUCCCAGCGGCCAGCUUGCUACAACUCAUGGACGUCAGGCAGAACUGCUGUGACUUCUUGCAGUCUCAGUUACAUCCCACCAAUUGCCUGGGCAUCCGCGCAUUUGCAGAUGUGCAUACCUGCACAGACCUUCUGCAGCAGGCCAAUGCCUAUGCAGAGCAACACUUUCCGGAGGUGAUGCUGGGGGAAGAGUUUCUCAGCCUGAGUCUGGACCAGGUGUGCAGCUUGAUAUCCAGUGACAAGCUGACCGUUUCUUCCGAAGAGAAGGUAUUUGAAGCUGUGAUUUCAUGGAUCAAUUAUGAGAAAGAGACCCGUUUGGAGCACAUGGCAAAACUGAUGGAACACGUCCGACUCCCUCUCUUGCCUAGGGACUACUUAGUCCAGACGGUGGAAGAAGAAGCUUUGAUAAAGAAUAACAACACCUGUAAGGACUUCCUCAUUGAGGCCAUGAAAUACCAUCUGCUUCCUCUGGAUCAGAGGCUCUUAAUUAAGAACCCCAGGACCAAGCCCAGGACUCCAGUCAGCCUGCCCAAGGUCAUGAUUGUGGUUGGUGGCCAGGCGCCUAAGGCAAUCCGCAGCGUGGAGUGCUAUGAUUUUGAGGAGGACCGGUGGGACCAGAUUGCUGAGCUUCCCUCCAGGAGAUGCAGAGCAGGUGUGGUGUUCAUGGCUGGCCAUGUGUACGCCGUGGGCGGGUUUAAUGGCUCUCUGCGGGUGAGGACAGUGGAUGUGUAUGAUGGUGUGAAGGACCAGUGGACGUCCAUCGCCAGCAUGCAGGAGCGCCGGAGCACCCUGGGUGCAGCAGUGCUCAAUGAUCUGCUCUACGCGGUUGGCGGCUUUGACGGCAGCACUGGCCUGGCAUCUGUGGAAGCCUACAGCUACAAGACCAACGAGUGGUUCUUUGUGGCCCCAAUGAACACGCGGCGGAGCAGCGUGGGUGUGGGCGUUGUAGAGGGGAAGCUGUAUGCUGUUGGGGGCUACGAUGGGGCUUCCCGCCAGUGCCUGAGCACAGUGGAGCAGUACAACCCAGCGACCAACGAGUGGAUAUAUGUGGCAGACAUGAGCACCCGCCGCAGUGGUGCAGGGGUUGGGGUGCUUAGUGGACAGCUGUACGCCACAGGUGGGCAUGAUGGGCCCUUGGUGAGGAAGAGUGUGGAGGUUUAUGACCCUGGAACAAACACCUGGAAGCAGGUGGCAGACAUGAACAUGUGCCGGCGCAAUGCAGGGGUCUGUGCAGUGAACGGGCUCCUGUACGUGGUCGGAGGGGACGACGGAUCCUGCAACCUGGCUUCGGUGGAGUACUACAAUCCUGUUACUGACAAAUGGACGAUGCUGCCAACCAACAUGAGCACGGGGCGGAGCUACGCAGGUGUUGCUGUGAUUCACAAGUCCUUGUGACCCAAAUUCCCACUGCCAGGAGAUGGAGGAUGAUGUGGGUGCUACCUGUGACUUGGAGCAGCAGGAUCCUAGCAACUGGAUGCAACUCACUAGGAGGGUCCGUGGUAGUGUGAGAACCACUCUCCUCUGGCUUGGCAGACUGGCAUUGUCCCUCACAGUAUGGACCCACUUCCUGCUUCCCUAAGGUGCUUUGGCCUCAGCCCUGAACAGCAACGUUCCUGACAGCCGCAGCAGCACCUCCGGGCUUUUUCUUCCUUUUUUUUGGUAUUUAUAUAGGGACAACAGAGAGCAUAGAACCCAUGUGCACAUGUGAGCAGUGUGCAUGUGUGCGUUUGUGUAUAAAACAUGGUAUUUUCACUCAGUUGUGGGGUGGGGAGGUAUGGUAAUCUACUGGAUUUCUUUACUACUGAUCCUUUCACCAUGCUGAAAAUCAAAUAACGGGAACCUUUCUUCUGGAUUUGUCUCAUGGGGACCCUGAGAUGAUUAAAGCUGCUGUCUCCUGGAGAUCCAGUUGAACAGGUUGGAAUUGUCUGGAAGUAACCCGCGAGAGGGCAGUUCUGUGACCAUGCCCGCAAACAUGACCUGACUACUGUACCUCUGCUUGCAGAGGAGCUGGGGCUUGCUUGAAGCUGUGCUCUCUCCUCUGCAUACUGGACCAGGGAGAAGACAGGUUCCCAUGGUGUUCUUAGCUGCCUUUCCAAGGCUGUGCUCUGGAAACAGAUGGGAACCACCCUGUCUUCUAUCUGUGUCUCUGUCUUUUGAUGUCAUGGAUUCCAGGUUUGGAAGAUUUUGUUUGUUGAGCAGGAAAAAAAAUGAAAGCUUCAGAGUAGCCCCAGGUAAUACACUGGAGAGAAAAAUGUACAAGAAGAAAAGAAAAAAUCAAGGUGGUAAGGAUACAGUCCCUGCUCCCAGUGGUCUUAGGGAGCAAUACCGCUUCUGGGUUUUCCCACGACACGACAGCCCCCAUUUGUACUUAUUAUCCAGGCCCAAUUAUCGUAGCACCCCGUUUUACUUGCAAGUGUUCUGACUGGGAGGAUAAGUGAAAAGGUCACCCUUCCACCAACCCAGAGACAGGUUUGUCCAUGGGGUCGCGUAUGAUUCAUUUGGACACGAAUGACUUAGAGGGACUAUAUCGGCUGAGGCCAGCCCUCGGCACUUUGUGAUGAUAGUCAAAUCUGUCUUAUGCCCUUAUCGUCCUCUUGUGCUUUCCCCCUAUUUCAAGGUAUGUACCCCUCCCCAAACUGCAGACAUCCCUUCCCUUUGCUUGCACUUUUGGGGAGAAGAUGGCAAUGGGCCCUGGAUUUCAGGUAUUUUUCAAGAAUACUUGGAUUUUAAAAGAGGAGUUUGAUAGAAUAUUACCAACGAUAGGAAGUCAAGCAUCUGGAGAGGGGAUUUGAGAAAGCAUUAGGUCAUUGGCAUUUUAAAAAAGACCCUUCAAUAUGUGCAAUUCCUAAGCUAUUGCUUAUCUUGGGCUUUCCUGGCAGAGGAGGGGAGUCUUGUGUCUCACAUCUUGGAGCGUGGGGUUAACCCUCUAUGAUGUCAAGGUCCUCCUCUUUGUGAACCCUGACAUUGGACUUCUGAUACACCGCUGUGUGUUCUAGGCAGAUUCUGCAGGAGAUUGGCAUCCCUCUUUUCCCUACCUCUGCCAUGCAGAAACCUAGGAGACUAGCAAGCUCCCCAGCUGGCUGACCACUUCAAGUAUUUACUGUGUGUUAUGCACUGUUGUGUACUUCUCCUGAGAAUGAAACUUCCCUUCCUAAAGUUAAGCACAUGUUGUCUCAGCAAGACAUUUGAAGAGCACCAAGGUACCUAGGAACUUAGUAAUCUUGGUAGAGGAUAAGAUACCUAGCUUGAGUGGACCCACAAGAAAUGUCUCCAGAACAAUUGAGUCAUGCUCGAAUUAGCUGCUCUCAUCUCACCUGGCUUCAGGGAUGACAGAGAUUUCAGAGCUCUGCCUGGCUCUGAGUUGGAGGAUUUUUGGCCCAGAUGUCCUUCCUCAGUCUCUGAAGGAAUUUUGAGACUUGUUGGCAAGUACGUAUGGUAAGGAUGAGGUUGAGGAGUCUGGUGUGUGCAUGAUACACAAGUUCUCCAUUUUGGAUGAAAGGUAAGUUCCUCAUCCCUUUCCCCACUAUGGAGAAGCCAGGCUUUUCUGCUUAGGUGGGGAAAGCUAGAUUCCUGUGUCACUGUCCCAGAAAAGAUCCCUUGGAAGCUUGCCAGCCACGUUUUCCGCUUUGGAGUUUUUGCUAUUGGUCCCACCUUGCAUCUCCCUUCCUAAGAGGCGUUGCCUCUGCUGGUGGUGCUGCAGGGGCUGUGUCAUUUCACCUUCAUGCAGCCAUUCUCACGGGGACCAGAAUACUGGUAUGUCAUCACAGAAGUCAGUCUGCUCUAGCUGUGCACAGAUCCCACCCCAAAGUUACUGUUGCUUCACCCUCGGGUGCGACUCUCUGGCCACAGUAGAUACAUUCGACUUUCAAGUCUGUGCUGGUCGCACGGUAGUGAGGCCUCCCUUCUCUGCCCCUAUUAGGGUGGCCACGCCUGCUUGUGAAUUCAGCUUUGCCAGUGGCAUAUCUGAAAUCUGAUUGUGCUGGUGAAAUGGAAUUGAGGCCCAAGGUUAGAAGCAGUUUCGACGCCACUUGGAUACUGAUUUGGACAACACAGAAGUCGUCUUCUGAAUUCCAAACUUAUUUCUCAUAAGUACCUAGUGGCAUCUCUUCAUCUAAAAUGUUGCAGUAUUAUGCAAAUGAAGUGACCUCAUUUUCUGCUAUGCAAUAAGAAUCCUUAAUUCUAUUUCAUGACAAGCCAGUUGCAAUAUCCCCUAAGAUGCUUUUUGAGCUGUCUUACUUUGAUAUUUGUUGUCUAAUGUUUGUAUAUUUCUGAGCCAGGUCCUUUCAAAGAUUGCCUUUUUAUAAAACUGAAGCUAUAGCUUUCAGGCUAAAAUUUUAAUGUAGAUAUUUUUAUAAGGUAAUUUUUUUCAAAAUAUAUGAAUCGCUUUUUAUUGUCCACGGUAAUGAAAUGUUAUGUUGUAUAUGUCAUUCACUCUCACACACAGUCUGUGCCUGUAGCUAGCAUUCCUUUGUCCCUCUCCCCGCCAAAAAACCCAAAUAUUUCAGAAGCUCCAGGUAGAUGAGUCUUCUGUUUCAUACUGUAUUCAAGAGAGACUGCUGAAUUGAAAAGCACAUCGCUGGUGUGUCUUGAAUUGCUAGGGAUUCAUGUUAAACUAGACUCAGCCUCUACUCAUCUGUAUAGCUUGUUUGUUCAUUUGUCUAUAUCACUUGUCUCUCCGUUUGUUAAUUAUAUGGAGUUUGCUUUCUGAGGGCGGACGGUUAGCCACUGUCCCCUGGUGGCUCUUACUGUCUGGCAUUGAGCCUGGCACACUGCAGUGUGGAGCAGCCCCAGAGAAGGGCUUACUGUCUGGCCUAUAUUCCCUGGUUCCUGGACUCGGUAGGCCAUUCCUCAUUCUCUUCUAUCAUUUUGAUCUUCUGCAACUUCCACUCCCAAGGCCUUUGCUGCCAGAUGAUGUCUCUUUUGGGAGCAUCCAUUGGUGUACUUUAGGAAAAGGGCCAGUCCCAGUCCCUGUGAAGGACAUAUUAGGCUUGUGCUUUGGAGAUGCUCGCACAAUACCUCCGACUUGCUCUUGAGGCGUCUCUGUUCUGGGGUCUGUUCUGUGUAUUUAUCUGCCAUAAGCUUCAUGUUUCUAAAACAAAUCUUUAUUCUUAUUGGUGGGACAGGUGCCAUUUGAAUUGCCUCCAUGCUCCCUAUUUGCUCCUACUUGGGUUAAGUUGGGAAGCUGAGCAAACUCAUAUUCCAGCUUUUAAGGCUCUGUUUGCCUGCAGAAGCAAGGAGGUUGGAAUGUAUUUUUUUUUUUUUAAAUGUUUGCACUAUUUAGAGUCCUAAGCCUCUCACGUUCAGUGUGUUUUUCUACUGACCAAGCAGGAAAGCUGGCAGCUCUUCCGAAUGGGAAUGGAAGAGGCUUCUUCCAUGGUCGGCAAUCACAGCCUCAUAGCCCUUGUGCAGUCUUUGUCAUGGGACUCAGCAACUCAUGGAUACAGCAUCAGCCAUGGCAGGAAUGCGUGGAACUGUGACAUUUGCAGAAACAAAUUCCCCUGUGCUAUGUCCUUGCCUUUGGUUAUAAAUUGUAAAUUAUUUUCUCCCUUUUUAGUGGCAAUAAAAGACCCUUAUUGGACUUCUUGUUUAAUUUGUACAUGUAAAAUACUUUCUUUGAAACAAAACUCAAGACACUGAAUGUGUAUGUCUGUGUGGGUGCUCUGUCCCCGUGCUUGUCACAAGCAGUCAAACUGGAUCAUUGACACCCUGUGCAAUGUAUUGCCUAGGGAAGGUCUGGAUCUAGUGUUUUCUGCAUGGGAGCUGGGGAUGUAUAUCUUGUAAAAGAACACUUGUCACAUGCUUGAUCAGUUACAGUGAUAGCUGAAGAAACAUCUCCUCAAAUGUAUUAACAAAAAUCAUGUUCUAGUUUCCCAUAUUUAAUGUUUAAUUUUAAUAAAAGCUAAACUCUGAAAA